This is a messenger RNA of Peronospora matthiolae, 633 nucleotides long. Lineage: Eukaryota; Oomycota; Peronosporomycetes; Peronosporales; Peronosporaceae. The record is from the annotation of a GenBank genome assembly.
AUGAGUACGGCGGACAGCAUCUUCCUGGCCGUAGCUCGUCAGCAGUCCGAAGAGUUUGCAGCAGGGACGCUCAAGUCACCAUGGGAGUACUUCGAGUACAGCGUGAAGCUGGCAUUGGCCCGCUGGACGGCGUUGCGUAUGGCUAUUGAAGGCGAAUGGGGCGGCGGGGACACGCGCCGCAAAUACGAGAUCCUGCAGGACGAGAUCCUCAACGUCUUCAAGUACAAUAAGACCGUGUACGCCGACGCGAUGGCUGACAACAUUGGCGGCUACGUCGAGACGGAGUUUGGUCUCAUCUGCGAAGACGGUAGCGUCGAGGAGGUAUCGGAGCUGCUCACGGUGCUGGCGGAAGAGUGCAAGAAAGCACAGUACGACCGCAUCAAAAUGAUGCACGACCAAGUUCAGUCGCUCCCCUCGAUCGACUUGAAGGCCCUGAAGGUCAAGCCACAGGAUGAUGGCGUCGGACUAGCUCAAGGCGGCAGCACUCGGGCUCUUGACAUGAUCAUGGAGGACACGGAGCCGGACGUGCCGCUGGUCGACGAAGAUGGCUUUACUACAGUGCGUCGCUCAAGCAGACGGAAAGCACCGACGAAAUUCUACGACCCUGCGGCAGAGUUUCCCGGAGCCGCAUGA